AGCUUUUUAGCAUUUGUUGUUUUUUUGUUCAGGAUUUUAAGUCAGAAGUCUUUGGAUGUAAAUUUAAAAGCAUGAGAAAUAAAAUAAAAUAUAACACAUAAAUCGUAUCGUUAAUAACAUAAAGUUUCUCGCAUCAUGUAGCAAUCAUUGGGAGUGACUAAUAAUUGAUAUAGAAUAAGCAGAACUAUCAAAAAUAUCAUGACAUUAGCAAACUAGCGAUAAAAAUCUUAUAUUAUAAUUUUGACUUUCCUGAUUAUUGCUACAAGAUAGCAUAAAACAUUAGUUGAAGAUUAGCUAGAAAAUGAUUGAUGUUAAUUACACUCUUGAUUGUCCACUUUGGCCUGAUGCCCCACACCAAUGCUCUACAGUAAUGAUUAUACAGCGUUUUGUCUCAACAGUAUCUUUGUUAGGUUGUCUAUUUAUAAUUGUUGUCAUAUGCCUGUUUCGUGCUUAUCGUAUUUUUAUACAGCGUCUAAUUUUAUUUUUAAGCAUAUCUGCAGCAUUUCAAUGUAUUAGUUAUGUAAUCAGUGAUCUAUAUACUAAUAACUUUGUUUGUCAAUUUCAAGCAUUCAUUAUGCAAUAUUUUUCAUGGUCUACUUUGUUGUGGGUGGUAGUCAUGACUAUGAAUAUAAUACUUUCAAUUUAUCAGGUUUCUGCUUCUAAAUUUGAAAAGUAUUUUCAUCUGGUUGCAUGGGUUUUUCCCUUUUUUUGGGCUUCUUUGCCUUUUAUAGGUAAUAACUAUGGUCAAGCAGGAGUUUGGUGUUGGAUAAAAAGAGAUGCUACUGCACUUCGUUUUGGAACUUGGUAUAUUCCAAAGUUUAUUAUUAUAUUUCUACUUGUAUUAGUGUUUUCGUUCAUACUUUUGAGAGUAGUAAGGCAAAAUAAACAAUGGAAAGGUACUCACAAUACAACUGAUACCAAAGAAAAUGUGUUACUUAUUAAGGAAGUAAAGCAACUUGCAGCUUACCCAUUGAUCUAUGCUAUUCUUUCUUUGCCAACAUUGAUCUAUCGAAUUGAAGAUGCUGUCCAUCCUAAUCAGCUUCCAAAAUAUUAUUUGCUUAUAUUGAGUGUGCUUAUUUCUCCUUCUAUUGGAGCAGUAAAUGCUUUGGCAUUUGCAUUUUAUGGAGAUAUUCGGAAUAAAUUGUCUUUUUCUCAACUGAAGUUUGCAACACUAUCAUGUUUUAGAAGUUCAACAAAUUCUAAUGUAAUUCACAAUUACAAAGUAGAUGAUGAAGCAAAUAUAAUUAGUGAUAUUGAGUACAGCAGCUGAAAGAUUUGAUUUAGCUUUUUUUGGCUUUUAAUUUGCUACUGUUUUUUUAUAUUGUGAAUUUUGUGCAAACUUUGUGGUUUAAGAGACAUAUUUGGCAAUAAUAAAUUGGUAAUAUAUUUUUGAAAAUGCAAAUAAAAUGUACAUUA
Hydra vulgaris (swiftwater hydra) is the source of this 1416-nucleotide messenger RNA. RefSeq names its product cyclic AMP receptor-like protein A. Gene Ontology annotation, biological process: adenylate cyclase-activating G protein-coupled receptor signaling pathway; cell surface receptor signaling pathway. Gene Ontology annotation, molecular function: G protein-coupled receptor activity. NCBI's taxonomy places the organism in Eukaryota, Metazoa, Cnidaria, Hydrozoa, Anthoathecata, Hydridae. The record is from RefSeq and is a predicted model, not a curated record. Gene Ontology annotation, cellular component: plasma membrane.